UAAUAAUAUUAAAUGAAUAUAUUUACUGGGGUAUAAUUUGCAGCAAUCCACUGCAAUUUUGUAAAUAGCAUUUUGAGAAUUUGCGUUUCAUAUUGAUCCGAUUUGGAAGUCUCUGUUCCAACAAAAUAAUGCAGAUAUGUUUCCAUACGAGAAUUGCAGUAUCAAAAAGCCCUAAUUUCAAUGUUAUGAAUCACUCUUCAAUCUGAGGAUAAUUAAGCCACUAGAGUGCCUCAAGGCCAAUUCGGCGAAGAAGCACGGAGCAGAUCGGCCUGACAUUACAGGACCUGCCACAAUGUCUCUGCGCACAAAAAUGAUUAAAUCCUCCGAUGAUAGCGAAGCAAAAGACUCGGCACAGAAACUUAAGGGGAUUGAGAUUAGUGUUCCGAUCGUGUAUGGGAAUGUUGCGUUUUGGCUUGGAAAGAAGGCUAGCGAGUAUCAGUCUCAUAAAUGGACUCUUUAUAUUCGCGGGGCAACAAAUGAAGAUCUAGGUGUCGUAAUAAAGCGAGCAGUUUUCCAGUUGCACUCGAGUUUUAAUAACCCAACAAGGGUGGUGGAUGCUCCACCUUUUGAGUUGUCAGAGUGUGGAUGGGGUGAAUUUGAAAUUGCUAUUACUCUUUAUUUCCAUAAUGAUGUUUGUGAUAAGCCAUUGCACUUAUACCACCAUCUAAAACUUUAUCCAGAGGAUGAGUCUGGUCCUCUUUCCACAAAGAAACCUAUUGUUGUCGAAUCAUAUGACGAAAUUGUUUUAUCCAAACCUUCGGAGGCUUUCCUUGCUCGUGUGCACAAUCAUCCAGCAGUUAGUGUUCCCCGACUACCUGCUGACUUGGCUUUACCUCCGGCUGCACCAUUAGAAGAUGUUGAUAGAAGGAAGAGAGGUGACACUAAAGAUCAUCCUCUAAGCCAGUGGUUCACUAAUUUCUCUGAGGCGGAUGAGCUUUUAAAACUUACAGCAGCCCGCCAGCAGGUUAGUUCCUUUUAACUUUGAUAAUUACAUGAAACAAUUUGACAAAUCAUCUGGCUAAAGAAAGGUAUUCUAAUGUCAAGUGAACUCACUCACAGAGCAUAGAAUAUUAUAAACUUAAGACUCCUCCUAUGUUGUAAAAAUCAUUCCUAUUUUUGUUUAACAAGACUUGUUGUAAAACGUUAGAGCUCUAAUUACGAAACCAGGUCAUUGUGAUUGCUUGUAUUCAAUACUUGAAGUUUAGAUGGAAAUUUUCUUUGCAUAUGGCAUCCUGUAUCCUAAUCAUUGUGAGACAAAUCUGGAUUUUUCACCCGCAUAAUUGAACUUUAGAUGGGAUUAUUUAUUACUAAGAGACAGUAAACAUGUUCAAGUCCUGACUGAUGAAUUGAGGAUUUGAGGCAGCAAUGAAGUUGAUGGCAUGCUCUCCCCCACGUUUUGUUUUAUUUGAGUGUUAUAGGUACAAGGCCAUAUCGCCAGGCUGCGAAGGCAGUUGAGCAUGGUAGGUGGGCAGCACCAGCCGUUGAAACCUGCAACAGAGUUCUGAAAUAUCA
Molecule: messenger RNA, 1512 nt
Organism: Ipomoea nil (Japanese morning glory)
Lineage: Eukaryota; Viridiplantae; Streptophyta; Magnoliopsida; Solanales; Convolvulaceae
Product: transcription initiation factor TFIID subunit 14b-like
Exons: 6
Coding region: 293-979 (228 amino acids)
Biological process (GO): regulation of DNA-templated transcription
Source: RefSeq, a predicted model, not a curated record